Molecule: messenger RNA, 12117 nt
Organism: Etheostoma spectabile (orangethroat darter)
Lineage: Eukaryota; Metazoa; Chordata; Actinopteri; Perciformes; Percidae
Gene: golgb1
Product: golgin B1
Exons: 20
Coding region: 1701-10610 (2969 amino acids)
Cellular component (GO): membrane; cis-Golgi network; endoplasmic reticulum-Golgi intermediate compartment
Source: RefSeq, a predicted model, not a curated record
AUUGACAUCACCUGGUCUUUCCAGACGAUAAUUGAGAACAAUUCAUGAUGCUAUCAGGUCUCAGCUUUCCAAAGGGGGCGGUGCAUGCUAGAAACUCUGCAGAGUGCCCAAACUUUUGCAGACGCCAUUUUUUUGUUUUCUGUUAUUUUGAAAGUGUAAAUGAUGGAAAUAAAAUCUACCUUUUUGUGACAUAUUAUACAAAUGUCUAAUCUGUCAUUUGAUGUAUUUUGGAGAUUUUUCAUCUUUUCUUGGCUUCUUUAUGCACACUAAUAAAUUUUUUUUACCUGGGGUGCCCAAACUUUCGAGCCCCACUGUAUUAAUAUCUCACAUUAAACUCAUUAGUUGCCUGUGUCUAGGAUACAUUCAGGAGCAGCAUUAGCGUUUCAUUCUGGCCAAAAAAAACUUGCAAAACAGAAGUAUGACUAUAUAUAUUAUUACAGGAAAACCUCAGGAAGCAGCUCUCCACAGGUGAAUGGUAACUGAUUGGUCAUUCCGUGGUUUUAAUUCCUGCCACAUAAGAAUUGGCCAAAAUGAAAUAUUGUGCAUGCUUCAGACAGGCACAGAUGUAAAAAUUAAAACAACCAAAAAACAUUUGGCUAAUAGUUUUCAAUCCUACAUUGGAAAGUUUACAUCCUACCUCCACUGUAGUGCAAUAAUGUAAUGUGUAAGAGGCAUACAGUAUAUGAAUACUUCCAAAAUAUUUUACUCUAGUUUGCAUUACCCUGUAAUACAUUUGCAUUAACAAUCAAAUCAGCAGAUAUGAGUGAUGAAUGGUAGCAACAGGGUUUUCCCCACUGUGUCUCACGAAUAGAAAUAUAGUUUCCAACAGCAUUAAUUUAGUUUUCAACAUUUUGGAACAUCUUUGCCUGACAAUAACAAACAUGGCAUACACACAUUAUGUAAACACAUAAUUAUAGCAUUAAUAACACUAUGUAACAAACAUCUCUGUUUCAAGAGUUUAAAAAAGUAAAAAGCUGUAAUUACUAUGACUUUAGUAAGGCCUCAUUUUCCUUCUUCAUAUUCAGUGUUUUUUUUAAAGAUAGCCCCUGCAGCUACAGAUGCAGUCUUUGUUGUUGUUGUCUUAGUUUGGCUUUAUGACAACACAGUUAGACAAAGUUAUGCUACACAUGAAUUCACUGUGACUCCAUCAGAGCUCUGGGCAGAUCUCUCUCGCACCACCAGCAACACUUUUCCUCUUCCCCCAGUGCAGAUGUCUGUAGAUGAAGUCAAACAUAGACACUAUGUAGCGUGCAAACAGGCUGGUCCACUUCACUGCAUUCACCAUCCACUGCACGGUGCGCCCCGCAAAGGCCACAAAUACUGUGGUAUAGUAAACAAGCAGCAACAGACUUCUCCCGAUCUGUCUGCCAUGAUUGACAAUUUGGUUGACGAUUCGGUUGACUCUUUGUUCAUGCCCUGCCAUCCUUAUACUGUCUUCUGUAUGGUUCGUUUUAUUUGAUGUUUUAUUUUUAUUUUUUAAAUAUAUGUUUAUGCAGAUACUCCCUAGAAAGGAGCACACACCUACGAAUUUGCAGACGGUCCCUUAUAUACGCAGAUCCCGGCUGUCCAAUCAGAGCAAAGGAAGUUGAGCUUCCGGGAAUGUUUGGUGAUGUGGCUAUGCUCUGACAUCCAUCCGAGGAAAUAUAUCAAAUCAAAAGCAGAUACAUUUACCAGGAAAGCACUCGCAUAGUGCCAUCUUUAUGUUCAGCCGUCUGGCCACAGUCCUCCAGGAGCUCUCUGGAGAGGAGGGCCCAGAUGGAGACCCACAGGGUAUGCUGGUGCCUCAGCUCCCUGCCGGUGAGGACCAGGCUCCAGUGGAGUCUGAGGCUCCCGAGGAGGCGAUGGAGAGGCUGGCUCACUUGGAACAACUGGUGGUCCAGCUGAAGGAGCUCAUCCGAGACAAAGACACCCAGCUUAUACAAAAGGACACUGAACUGUCUAGCAAAGAUGCACGGCUUAAGAAUGAGAAAGAUGAAGCUGACGCUCGCUUCACCAAACUCAAACUGCAGGCCAAAGCCAAGAUGGCUUCACUCAACAAACAGAUAACUGAGUUGAAAGGACAUGGAGGAGCAACACAGAGUCCAGACAGCUCUUUCACAGGAGCCGGUGCUGCAUUCGAGGAGGAUCUCCAAGAACUUAAGAACAAGCUGAGCGAGGAGGAAGCCGACCGCAGAGCGCUGCAGGAGCGACUCCAGACCACAGAACAGCUCCUUCAAGAGAAGGAAUCCGCCCACGCUGCACAGUUGCAGAAACUGCAGGCUGUGGUCUGUGAGAAGGAUGUGCGUUUCCAGGAACAGAUCCAGAAACAUGAAGAAGAGCUGCUGAGGGUCACAGCAUCGUCUCAGAGGGACAGCGAGCUUCAGCAGGCCCUUCAUGCAGCCCAGAGGCGUUGUGAAGAGCUUGAGGAGGCCUUAAGCUCUCGGUCCCAAGUGCUGGAAAUGCUGCAGCAGGAAGUAAGCAGUGCUGAUCAGCAGAAACAGAUCUUGACUGCUCAGUUCCGGCAGAUGGAGCAGGAGCUGGCCAAUGACGCCAAGCAGAGGGAGGAAGAGAGGCAGCAGUGGGCCGAACAGGCCAGCAGGGCCCAAGCAGAAGUUGCAGCCCUCCGAACCAGCUUGGAGGACUUGGAAAGAGAGAGAAUGGUGGUGGCCAGACAAGAGGGCGAGUUGGCCUCCCUGAGAGAGUCAGAGCAUGCUAGUCAGGAGGCUCUGGGAAAGGAGAAGAUGGAAGUUGCCAGAUUGGAGAGAGAACUGGCUCUGAUGAAAGAGGCUGAUCUUGCGGCCGUCCAAGCUAGCCAUGAUGCUUUAGAGAGUGCUAGGGUGGAAAUAGUUCGACUCGAAAGGGAACUUGCCUCUAUGAGAGAGGCAGUUGUCAGUGCCAGCCAGGAGGCCUCGGAGAGGGAGAAGUCAGAAGUUGAUAAACUGGCGCAAGAGCUGGCGUUAAGUAAAGAGAAACAUGAAGAAGUCCAGAAGAAAUCUGAAAUCUUGGGGGAUAUUUGGAGACAUCUACGUUCUCUGACUCUUGAAGAUGUGCAAGCAGCAGAUGAAGUCCCCUUCCCUGCUGACCUUUCCCUGUUCCUAGACACUGUGCAGUCUUUUGAGACACAAUUGACAAAGCUGAAAGAUGAAUGCAGGGAGAGUAAAGAACAUUGUGCCGAGCUCACACACACCAUGGAAACCCUUCAGGAACAAUUUGACAGAAAAACCACAGAACAGGAGGAAGCCACUGCCAAGAUACAACAGCUGGAGCUUCAAAUUCUAUUGACAUCUGAAAGAGGUGAUGUGAUUGAACCAGCUGCACAAGAUUUAUCUGAAGCUAAUGAAGCACACAUACUGCAAUUGGAGCAGCAGCUUUUAGAAAAAGACAAUGAGCUGGUUGCCUUACGAGAGUCCCUCAGACUGGCUGAGGAGCACAGCUCCAGUGGGAUUGCAUCAUGUGAAAACUACAGUCAGACUCCAUAUCAGGUUCAGGAUGCCAGUACAGCCCCCCAUGACAGUUGUGUAGCCCUUCCUGACUUCAUGGAUGACACACAAGAAGAGGACACCACCUUAGUUGCUCAGGACACCUCAGUCCUCUCCAUUCCUGCUGAUAGCGAGAGCAGCCCAGAGCUUAUUGGACACCAGUCUGAGUCCCCAGAAGAAUCCAAAGGGACCUCCUCAGAUGAGAUGGUCGCCAGCAGUGAUUCAGAGGUGGCCCACAGCAGCUGGACCCUCCUGGAGGCUGUCAAUCAAGAUGGAGGCCAGGAGUGGCCGUCCAUUCUGCAGGACUUUGGCCAGCUGCAGCUGCAGUCAUGGGAGGCGACGAGCAUGGAGCAGGAAACAUCCACAGUUCAAGUUGAGUCGUCCUCUGUCAUCAUCCGAGAGACGGUACAAGUUCAUCUAACUCAGCAGAGUUCUUCCACCACAGAUGGCAGCGUGCCCUCUGGCCAGGUCUUUGCUCAGGCCUUGGCUGAGGAACUUCAGAAGAGGUAUAGUGAGCUUUUGGCUGAGCUUCAAAGGCUCAGAGAGGCAGCUGCAGAGUCACAGGAGAAAAUCAAAAACCUGGAAGAAGAAACGCAAUGCCUUGCUGCUGCCAAAGAAAAGGCCGAGUCCGAGGCUAAUGGUUUUACAGAAGAACUGAAGUUGGCCAGAGAGGAGCUGGACAAGCUCUCUCAGCAAAGUAGCUCAGUGGUGGAGAAACGCAGUGUUGAAAUGCAGCUUCUAGAAGAACAGUUAGACAUUUUAAGCACUCAAAAUAAAACUAAGGAGGAGAAGAUCCAGGCCCUGCAGACAGAACUGGAUAUGGCUUGUCAAGCUUUCUCUGAGCAGGAGGGCCAGGCCAGGAUGCUGAGUGCUCAGUUGGAGGACAGAGAGCUCCUCUCCUCUGAGCUUGAAAAGAGGCUGCAAGACAUGGAAAACAGCAUGUUGGAAUACUCUCAAACAUCAGAGCUCAACAAUGACACUUUGUCAAAGAAGGACUCUGAGAUCAGUGAGCUAAAGCUUUGUCUCAGCCAAAAAGAGCAAGAGGUAAUGGAGCUCAAUGACAGCAUGUCAACUAAACUUCUCCAAGCAGAAGAAGAGAAGUUCCAGAUAGGCAGUGAAGUCAAUAAACUGAAGGGGCAGAUAGUGGACCUUGAGAAAGUCAGAGACGAGAAACAGAAAGGGAGUUCUGAAGACUCAGCUGCUCAUGUAGAUGAUGAACUUGAUAGUAUGCGAAAGGAGAAAGGAAUGCUGGAAAGCCAACUGACAACCACAAAGAAAAAGUUGCAGGCUGCACUUGUGCAACGCAAAGAUCUCAUGAGGAAGGUUGCUGAAUUUGAGGUAGAGGCAAAGAAAUGGAAAGAGCGAGAUGAAACUGCAAAGGCAGAAACUCCUGCAAACAUUCCAGAGGUAGAACAAUCUAGAGCAUGUGAGCUUCAGGAAAUGGAGGCUAAAGUCAUUGAACUUGAGCAAGCUUUAAGGUCCAAAGAAGAGGCAGUUGAAACUCUUGAACAGAAAAUUAGCUGGCAGGAUCAAGUUCUCAGUGAGACGCUUGCUCUGAAUAGAAAGCUACGUGAAGAAGCUGAAAACUCUCAGCAGGCUGACAGUUCAUCUGAAACAACUGUGUUACAAUCCCAAGUGGUCUCUCUUGAAGCAGAGUGUGAAACCCUUCAGAAAAAAGUCCAGGAGGCCCAAGAAUCUCGCAAGGAAACCAUCCGCAAAGCAAAAGAGAAAGAUAGGCACCACCGUGAACAGCUGAAGCAGCAGAAAGAAGAAUACAGCGAGCUUGUGGAACGUUUUGAGGUGCAGAGCGGCGAGCGAGAAGUUCUUCUCACUAAAUUGAGAGCGUUAGAAGAAAAAGUGAGCACUGGUAGAGAAUCUUGCCAAGAGACCAUACAACUGGCUGAAAAUGUGGCAAAGCAAGCAGCAGGUGAUUGGGUCCAGGAGGAUUGGGUGGAUUUUGCCACAUCUGAGACUGAUUCAUCGCAACCACAAUCCAGCGAUCCAGUUAAGCAUCCUGCAGAGCAGUCUGACCUCCUUUCUGCACAAACGGAGGCCUCUGUGAAAGCUCUCAGAGAAGAGAUCCAGACUGUGCAAAUGGCAAACACCAAGCUAGAGAAGCAGCUGCAGGAAUCCCAGACCAGUUUGUCACUGAAGGAGGCUGAAACAUUGGAGUUGGGCAAAGAGCUACAAGCAUUACGGGAAAAGGAAAGACAGAUUAAUGCGCUCUCAGAGGAAAUUAAUGAUCUUAGAGAAAAGUAUCACCAGGCUGAGUCUUACGCUGAAACCCUGAAAGCAGAGAUGGACGCUGCCGCCCAAACAGAAUCUGCAGAUUCUACAUUCUCAAUUACAACUCUUCAGGCUGAAGUGGAGGACUUCAAGCAGUUCCUUGUCAGUAAGAACUGUGAAAUCCUGGAGCUAAGCCAGCAGCUUAGCGAGCAGAACUCUCUCAUACGCUCAAUGCAGGACACAGUGACUCAGAAGGAUCAGGUAAUAUUUUCUUUACAGGAAGAACUGAAGGCUGAGCAAGACAAAACCCAAAGGUUAGAGGUUGAACUUCCACUGAAGCAAGAGGAAGAAAAAGACAGCGAGGCAAAGAACCAGCAGCUACAACGGAAACUUCAGGCUGCCCUGAUUUCUCGCAAAGAGGCCCUAAAAGAAAACAAAACCCAGAAGGAACAACUAGCUUCAACUGAGAAGCUCCUAGCUGAACUGCAGCAGAAAAUGGAGUCAGCACAAGAUGAGCUGGAGAAGUUGAGAGCGGAAAAAGUUCGACUGAUUGACGAAGUUGACCGGACAUUACUGGAAAACCAAAGCCUAGGAUCAUCCUGUGAGAGCCUCAAACUGGCAAUGGAGGGCAUACUGAAUGAGAAAGAUGCCUGUAAGAGAGAAGUGGAGCAAGCGAAAGAAGAAGCUGCCAGGACCUGCAGAGAAUGGGAGGAAAAGGUUCAAGGCAUGAAGGACGAGUACGAGACUCUGCUCAAGUCAUAUGAAAAUGUGAGCGAUGAAGCAGAGCGAGUGAGACGAGUCCUGGAAGCUGCCAGGCAGGAGAGACAAGACCUCGUGGCCAAGGUGAGGAUGCAGGAGGCUGCGAAGCAGGAUGCCGAAAGACGGGCGGAAGAGUCGCAGAAAGAGGUGGAUUUAGUGAAAGACAAAAUGAGAAAGUUUGCCAAAACAAAGCAGCAGAAAAUAAUGGAGUUAGAGGAGGAGAAUGAGAGACUCAGUGAGAUGCAGGACAAUAAUGUAAUAAAACGAGAGGGCAGGGCUCUCAAAGCUGAGUUGGAAAGACUUCACAAUGAGCUGGGGGCUUUGAAAGCUGAGUUGGAUGCUACAGUGGCAGAAAGAGACUCUUUAGGGCAGCAGAUUGAAGCGUUGAAGGAACAACUUGCCCAAACAGGAGAGAAAGAAGACAAUGUAGUUCAUGCUACUGUUGUAGAAGAGGUUGUCACUGCCCAGCAAUCAGACUUAAUCAUGACCAAACCAGAGCCUGUUGAGGGUCAGUAUGAAGACAAAGAAGAAGACACAGCAGCAGACCAAAUAGCUGCAGUGCAUGCACCAGAAACACAUUCACAACCUACUGAGAAAAAAGAAAAAGAAAUGACUGAAAGUGUUCAAGUUUUAUUGGAGGAUAAAAUAAGGGAGAUGGAGGCAGCUGUUGCUGCAGAGAGGGAGCUGUGGCAGGAACAGGAGGCCAGACUCAAAGCUGAGCUGGCGUCUCUUGAGCGAGAUCUUCAGGAGAGUAGAGAAAAGGAGAGCCUUGUGGCCUCUCUAGAGAAGUGUCUCCAAGAGGGCAAAGAGAGAGAAAAGAGCCUGAUUGAAGAGGGUUCAAAAAGGGAAGCCCAGUUCAAAGAGCUUCUCAGAAGCCUUGAAACUGAGAAAGAUAACCUGGAGGAGCGCCUGAUGAACCAAUUGGCUCAGCUCAAUGGCAGCAUCGCUGGCUACCAGCAAGAGGCAGGAGAGAACCGGGAGCACCUGGCUGAGCUGCAGCGGGAGGUGGAGAGGCUGGAGAGGGAGCGUGCCGAGCUGGAAGCCGAGGCUCAGAGUGAGAGUGACCGGGCUGCCAGGCUGGAGGAGGACAUGAGGCAAGCCCAGAGAGAAAGAGCCGAAGCUGAAGCGGAGUCUGGUAAGCAAAGGGAGCUGGAGCAACAGCUGAGGUCUGCUCAGAGGGUCCGAGAAGGCAGCCAGAGCAGAGCACGUCAGCUGGAAGAACUGUUGAGGGAGAAGCAGCUGGAGGUCCGUCAGCUGCAGAAGGACUGCAUCAAGUACCAGGAGAGGAUCAGCGAACUAGGUAAAGAAGCUAAGGCGCUGCAGCAAGGCCAUGAAGAGCUCCACAACAAACUAGAACAAUCACAACUGGAGACUUCCAAAUCUGUUGAAGACCUGAAAAGGACUCAAGCAGAGUUGGCUACCUGCCAAUCUCAGCUGGAGGAGGCUCAGAAGAUGACAAGCGAGGCUUUAGCUGAGAAAACAAUCCUUGAACAGAGUGCCCAACAGAAAGAGGCCUCGAUGAAAGCAGAGGCAGAGCAAACCCUCGACUCUGUGAGAUUUAGGCUUGGAGCUGAACUGAAGGAGAUGGAGCUGAGACUGGAAGAGGUGGACCGAGAAAGAGACAGGGAAGAGGAAGCCACUCUGGAGGCCAGAGAGGUUGCAGAAGCAGCUGAGAGACGGGCCCAGGAGAUGCAAGCCCGUCUGGACGAGUCUCUGGCCAGGUUAGCCGCUUUCUCACGCUGCAUGUCCUCACUGCAAGAUGACCGUGACAGAGUUUUGGACGAGACCCGGCAAUGGGAGACUCGUUUUAAAGAUGCUCUGCAGGGUAAGGAGGCUGAAGUUCGGGAGGCUGAAACACGGGCCAAGGAACUGGCAGAACAGCUUCAGAGAGAAUCUUCCCUGAAAGAGGAACUUCAGCUUUCAGUCGACAGACUAGAGAAAGCAAUCAAAGAUUUGCAGCUGAAACUGGAAGAGGAGGAAAAGAAAGUCACAGAAAGCAAAGCUGCCCUUGAGGAAGAGAGGAGCAAGCUUUGGCAAACUACAACUGAGCUGCAGUCCGCACAAAAUGAAAGCCAUGCUCUGAAAAAUGAGAUGGAGAGUCUUAUUCAGAGGGCCAGAGCUCUGGAGGAGGCUGUAGGUCGGCUGCAGGGUGAAGUUGACCAGGCCAGGACUGAGCUAAGGGAGAGGGAGGCAGAAGAGAGGCGGCUGUGUCUGAACGUGGAGCAACUAGAGACAGACCUGAGGUCCUCUAAGGCCUUGACAGAGACGCUGCAGACUGAGUUAAAUGAAAAGGAAAAGAGAGAGGUGGAAAUGCUGGGGGAGAAGGAGCAAGCUGUUACUCAGGCUGCAGAGGAGGCUAGAAAGGAGGCUGACAACAGGGCACAAGAGGCUGAGAAGGAGCUGGAGCAGAGAAGAGGGGAAGUGCGGGAUCUGGAAGAAAAACUGCGAAAGGCAGAGGAAGAGAGCAACAACAGAAAAGCCAGACUGGACUCUUUCAUGAAGGCAAUGGGCUCCUUGCAGGAUGACAGAGACAGAGUCCUUAACAUGUACAAACAGCUGGAGGAGAAACACCUGCAGGUGAUAAUGGAAAAGGACGGUCUGAUCCAAGAGGCGGCAGGGGAGAACAACAGCCUGAAAGAAGAGCUGCGCGCUCUGCUGGUCCAGAGAGACGACCUGUAUGCUGAAAAGGCCCAGCUGUCCGCUCAGCUUCACGGCUACCGUAACGAACUUAACCAAGUCCUGAGCAUGAAGGACUCCCAACACAAACAGCUUCUGGCAGCUCAGCGAGAGCGUAUUGCCUCUUUGGAAAAGGAACGCGAUAAAUUGGAAUGUCAGGUAAAGAGUGUGAGCAGAGCCAGAGAGACAGGAGUAGAAGAAGUCAGAGUGGAAAGCGAGACUCUUAGCCAGGCUGUGGACAUUAGGACAGCAUCACAGGUGAUAGAUGCUCCCGGUGCAGAAGUUGAGAAGCUGAGGGAGCAGCUGCAAGCAGCGAGAGAACAAGUGGAGGCUUUGGAGGACAGGCGACUCAAGGAGAGCCAAGAGCAGGUGAGCAGGAGCAAAGAGCUAGCUGAGUUGCGAUGGGAGGGGGGUGUGAUGCGAACAGAGUCAGAAAGUGCUCAGGAGAGGGUGGCAGAGCUGGCUAGAGACUUGCUGGCUGUCGAACAGAAUCUGUUACAGGAGAAAGAGGCAACGGCGCAGCUGAGAGCAGAGAACCAUUCAUUCUCAAAAGCCAUGGCCUCCUUGCAGGACAGCAGGGACCAGGCAGAAAGCAAGGUCCAGGAACUAAGCCGGAAGCUGGAAGAGAUGAGCAAGGCAGGUGGCCACCCAGCACACAACAACCCUGGAGGCUCCACUGGAGAAGUGUGGGGGCUGAAGAACGCACUACAAGCCCUGCAGAAUGACAGGGAGAGACUGCUGGAGCAGCUUCAAACCCAGUCGUCUGAGCUCAAGAAGCAGAAGUUAGAGCUGGCUCGACUGGGAGCAGGAGAGCUGAUUAAAAUCAGCCAGGAGCUGUUUGAGGAGAAGAACAAGAAUGAAGACAUACUGGGUGUCAUAAUGCAGCUAGAGAAUGUGGUGGAAAUGGGCAAGCAGGAAAUAGAAACUCUCAGACUGGAGCGUAUUGACUGGAUGGCUCAAGCGGAGCAGCUGAAGCAGCAGACCCUCGCCACACUCUCGGAGAGGGACCAACAACUGCGGCAACUCACCGCCAUGCUGGAGGAAGCCCGCGCCGACAAGCCCAAACUACAGCAGGAACACUAUCAGAGAGAGGGCACGGAGGAAGUGGACAGUGCUCCUGGAGCCCCACAGGAGCGGAGUAGCCUGGUAGACAGCCCCGCAUACGUAGCUGAGGUCAAAGAGCUACAGAAAAGGCUGGAUGAAGAGAUGCAGCGGAGAGUGGUUGCUGAGGAGCAGCUAAUGGAAACACAGGAUCGACUCAAACGUCAUAGCCAGGCUAAAUGGCACACUGCACAAGAAGAGGAUCACUCAGAGACUGCUGUUUUUAUCGAGCCGGAGGGAGCUGUCACUCGAACUCGGAGAGGUGGCCCGGGUUUGGUGCGAAUGCUCAGAGUGGCCUUCUGCUCCCGCCAGCGUACCCCUCUGCUGUUCAGCCUCUAUCUGCUCACUGUGCAUGUCCUGCUGCUGCUGUGUCUAGGCGGAUACCUCUGAAACCAAAAACAAACCCGACAGAAAAGAGAGAGAGCUAGAGAGAGAGGAGGGGAAAUAAAAUGGAAAUGUGACACAGACCUAACCCAAGCCAUCAAUAUGUUUUCUUUUUUUAUAUAAGGGUGUGAAGGCUCUUCUACACCCAAAUGUUGCACUUUAAAGGACUUCAUCUUUUAGCCAAAGUAUGUAGAUUUAUAUAGGAUGUUGCUCUCCUAUGACUUUGAGGAAAAUGUAUCCCUUUUUGUCCACCAAAACAAGUUCCUUCCCAAGAGCAUUUUUAGAGGUUAAGCAAACGAUAAUGUGUUAAUUAGUCAUCUUUAGAGGUGCUUUUAGGGGGAUUUGUUACUGUUGGACAGAGCGAGCCUAGUUUAUUAGAGUGGUAUCAAUCUUGUCUCUGGCAAAAAAGCAGUUAAGCAUAUUUCACAAGAUGUGGAACUAUUCUUUCAAGAUGGCUUGAGGUUUAGGAUGUGCUGUUAUAGCCCAGUCUCUUCCUCUUCUACUCAUUUCAUGCAUAAAAACGGAGCACAGUGCAAUUUCUGUUCUUACACAUUCCUAUUGUUUGUUUGCUUUUCUUUUCCUCUAAUAUAAAUCACAUUUAAAAAAAGGGACUGAUAUUUGUACAUUAUGUACAUCUAUUUGUAUGUCAUUUGGAUGUAGGUUUCCCUCUUGUGUAUCCAACAAGAUUCCCUGCUCAUGAUUCUGUUGCACAGAUUUAGAUUUUACAGUUCGCUCUGUAGUUUUUUAUGGCAGAGGAAGCAGUUAUUUUGGUGCAAUGUUGCCCUAGUGUGGGUUCAUUCCAGAGGAGAAAGACUGCUGUGUUUUCUAAUGAUAUCCAUCCCGUUAUAAACUGUUCUGAUAUAGCAUAAUUUAUUGCCCAUAACAGUUGGAAUUAUUCACUACCUACAUAUAUAUUGACAUCAUCCUCUUGAUUCUUGUUUAUUUAAUCGGUCACUGUUGGUGAAAUUAUCCCUCUGUACUCAUCUUCUCUAUCAAUUUCUUAUGUUCUUUAUAUCUUACACACAGAAAUAUACUGUAAAUAAUGUUACAAAAGGGCUGUAUAGGACACUAAAAUGUAAUAAAAGUGUUGGAGUUUAGAUCAGGGACCAGGGACAGAUCUUGUCAAGCAUUAAUUAUUUGUUUAUUUGUGUCUGUAGAAAAGAAAAUACAGACGUUGGGACUUUUGUUUACUGAUUUUUAGCCUCUGUUAAUUUUUAACACAAAUUUUCCCUUUCAUGGUAAAGUGCUUAAGAAAUGGGUAUCAUUAAUCAGUGAUUUUGCCAUUUCAGUAAACAAUUCUAAAUAUGGGAGUGAUGUUACAAUUAAGCACUGGUGUUAAAAAAAAAUAACAAUGCUUCAUAUGUGUAAGGUGUCCUUGAGUGUUGGAAAAAGGCACCCAUAAACAAAAUGUGUUAUUAUAUGGGAGGAAUGAUGAUAUAAACACACUGUUGCUGAGACACUAUCACUUUUUGCUAAAGUGCUUAUAGCACCUAAUAAAGUGUAAACAUGUGAA